Messenger RNA from Colletotrichum graminicola M1.001, 519 nucleotides. Its product is annotated as signal peptidase I. The transcript is spliced from 4 exons. The record is from RefSeq and is a predicted model, not a curated record. The coding region runs from base 1 to 519 and encodes 172 amino acids. Gene Ontology annotation, molecular function: serine-type endopeptidase activity. Lineage: Eukaryota; Fungi; Ascomycota; Sordariomycetes; Glomerellales; Glomerellaceae. Gene Ontology annotation, cellular component: membrane; signal peptidase complex.
AUGUUGUCAAGUCUUGCCAACCCGCGCCAAGCUGCGUCGCAGCUGCUGAACUUUGCGCUCAUCCUCUCGACGGCUUUUAUGAUGUGGAAGGGCCUUUCAGUUGUCUCCGACUCUCCCAGUCCCAUCGUCGUCGUUCUCAGUGGCUCAAUGGAGCCUGCGUUCCAGAGAGGAGAUCUCCUUUUCCUGUGGAACCGCAACAUUAUCCAAGAAACCGAAGUUGGCGAGAUCGUCGUCUACGAAGUCAGGGGAAAGAACAUCCCGAUUGUUCACAGGGUGGUCCGGAAGUUUGGUGCAGGUUCCGAAGCGAAGCUCUUGACCAAAGGCGACAACAACCAAGGAAGCGACGAGGAGUUGUACGCCAAGGACCAGGACUUCCUCGUGCGGAAAGACAUCAUUGGCAGCGUCGUCGCAUACAUCCCCUUUGUCGGUUACGUCACGAUCCUUCUCUCCGAAUACCCCUGGCUGAAGACGGCGAUGUUGGGAAUCAUGGGCUUGGUAGUAGUGCUGCAGAGGGAGUAG